AUGGCUCAGACAAAGGACGGCGAUCCUAAAUCCUCGGACGACAAAGUAUACAGCGUAAGAGCUAUUCUUGGCGACAAGAACAUCAAACGCUUGUCGGAGCGGCUACGGGCACAGAAUCCGAAACCAUGUCUUCGCAAGAUGUCCUCGGUCAUGAAUCGAAUGCCAUGGAGGUCUCCUCCAAUGUGUGGCUCAGACAGCCUUGCCGAGUGGCUGCGCUCAAAUAGGCCCGACGCUGAUAGCAUGGCAGACAACGAUAUUGUUUCGAAUUUUGCGGACUAUCUGGAUUGGUGGGAGAAUGAAGGAAUAUACCAGGACACCACAAACAAAGAGCUUAAGCUGCUGAUUCGUCGUAUGGGUCUGGAGGAAGAGGAGCCAAAUCCACCCCCAUACGCAUUCCGCGCCAUUCAGGCAAUAAUCCGUUUGACUUCCACGGAUAGCCAUCCAUGGAUGUUCUUUUACGGGCUACUGGAUUGUCUUAUUUGGUUCUUAGAACUUGAUUGCUCCAAGGCCAAGCAGUUUCCUCCACGUCCGAAGUUGUAUGCGAUUAUUCUGUCUAGCUUGACGAAACAGUCGCCAUCUUUUCGGGUGAACGAGAACUGGCUUCUUGCAACGAAAGCGUCCAUCAUUCACUUACAAAAUGGUGUUCCUGCAAACAAGGACUUCGGUAGUGAGGCUCAGCACUCCUUCGCUCGAAUAUCCGGUCCUUCCCAAAACGACAACAUACGUGACAAGGAAAAUGUCAUUACCGAUUAUGGGCAGGAUGAUGUUGGAGACGACGCGUCGGCGCAGAGACCAGAAGAAGUGGCUGUUCUGGCAGGAGUUCGCGACAGCAAGAUCAUGAAUACUCUCAUUCGCAAGAUGGACAAGUUGACCUUGACGAAAGCUAUGGAUCGUCUAUUACCGUCUAUCGCUCAGGCAGAUGGAAACGCAAAAUACCUGGCAAUUACUAUGAACAUCGAGAUCGCAGCCAUGACGGUUGGAUAUAUUCUCGUCAAUGCGAAGAAGGGCGGUCCCUCCAUAGUUCUCGGCGACAUAUCCAAGAAAAUGGACCAGCACAAGUCUAAUGAACCGGCCUGGUACACGAAUAAAUACGUCUAUCAGCCUCUUGCCAUGAUGCUGUUCGCAAGCCCGCUCAAUUUGCUGUACCCUGGCCGAAUGUAUUCCAAUCCAGUCCAGUUUUCCGAUCUGUUCGCGGCGUGGGUAGCGGCUGGUAACAUGGCUCGUCCGGUUCCGCUAUGUCAACUGGAACGUGAUAUUUGGUCUAUGGUGCUCCAGGUUGCAUCUGGGGCGUCCGUACACGCCAUUUUGCCCGUUUAUAUCAAGCGCUGGGCCGGUUCCAUCGAUUCUGACGACUUGGCCGGUUAUGCAACUUGGUUGAAGGACUUGGGCUUGGGCCCACCGGGUAUGGAUAAAGAACGGUUCGAAGAAUUUGAUGAGGAGGACGCAGGUGGUUCGGAUCGUCGUUCUCGUUCACCUGUGACUGGGCAAAAGCGUCCACGUCCAUCACAUUCACCAGACUCCUCUUCUAAGAGAAUGGAGGUUGACGACGAUUGUUUUGGCGGCAUCAACGGCGGUUCAUUAAGUCCCUUGCCUUCGGACAUGGAAGACGAAGUCCCGCGUACUGGGAGCGGCUCCGUUGCCGAUGAGGAUGAUGUUGCCGCUUCACAAUCUAAGCGUCCGUCGAGGUCAGGCCCCCGUGGUCGUCGUCGGCAACCGCGACACAAGACCAAAGUUCCUGGAAGUCGCAAUCAACCAGAAACUGGCCCGAUAACUCCUAGGCCUGUACCCAAGCUAACUUCGAGGUUUAUGCCUCCGACCUCUUCUGGUGGGCGAUCAGAUGUCGAAGAGGACAUGCUCGCGGACGAUAAUCUUGAUGAUCGUGAAGACGAAGUUCGGGAUAUUCGUUCGGGUCAAGGUAUCUUGAAGGAAGCCACUCCGGAGAUAGACGUGCCGUUUCAACGACGUGACGUCGUCAUGCCUGCUCUGGUGAAACCAUCGGAUGGACUUGAACGCGUUCAUUGCACUCCACACCGAGAGACAACAUUCACAUUAUUCCGAGCCUUGGCCGGUUUGAUCAAGCCUGAUGUUUGUCCUGGGUCGAUGGAUAGUGGUAUUGCUGUCAUGUCGGACGUUGAGACUUUGACUUGCAAUGCUGCGUCCGUAAACGAGGUGCUAAGGUCGAAACACAUUCUCGUGAAGUCUACCGCUGGAGGUGACCCUGACUGGGAAUGGGGCGCAUCUGCGUUCUCGGCUCUUCGUCCAAUUGUCGGCACGCCAAUUCAUGUUCAAGAUUCCAGUGCUGCGUCGUUCAAGCAUUCGAACGACACGACCACGAAGACCAUGACCAUGGGCGAACUCAUUCGAGCUGGCUAUCCGGGAACCGGCGACGUUGAUCAUCUCAAACCCGACUUCGCGUACAGUUGGUCUGAAUGUAACCUUGGUGGAGAAAGGCUGGUCCCACUGCCAUUCGUAUCGCCUCAUGGCGGAUGUGACAUCGCGCCUUCGUUGUUACGAGUUGCGGUGCAAAAUAAUGCGUUUGACGAUUCCAGUUCCCAGGUCUCGUUGAACUGGGUGACGGCUGCAACGACCGGCGCGGAAACCGUACAACACAUUGACGAUGGAGGUUUCGGUACAGUGAUACAUGUACUGAGCGGCCGCAAGCUGUGGAUAGUCGGGACACCGUUAGAAAGGAACGAUUUCACUAACUCGUCAAGCACGUUCAUAUCUCGGGACUUUGAAGGGCGUUGGGAUUGUGUACCGCCCGCUGGCAUGAAGUGGGAGGCCGUUGUCUUAGAACCAGGCGACACUUUUUAUCAACGUCCGGGUACACCUCAUGCUGCCAUCACUCUGGAGUCGUCUCUGGUAUUCGGCAUGUACGUGUACGCGCCUUUGAGCCUCGUGGCUUCAGCGACGUCGUUUGCCACGACGACGCUUGGCCAUAACAUCGCCACGAAUACUAGCGUGGAAGGCUCGUUAUCGAUGCUGCUAUCCAUUGCAUCGUGGUGGUGGAACGGGGACAUUGCUUUGGACGACGACGACGAUAUGUUUGAUCCAGCUGCCCGCGCAUGUAGACCGUCGUUGCUGGACGAUCCCGCGACGUAUGUUGCAGUCCUUGCCAUCUGCGUGUUUCAAACCGCGUUAUCUGCUGUGAACGACGGCACUGCCGACAGUCGACACGUCCGUCACAUACCAUCCAACCGCAAAUCCUGGGCUGAAGCCGAGAACCUACACCAGUACAUCAUACAGGCUGGCGUACUCAUGCGGACGCAAGUCGACACCGUCAUUGAUCUGUCACACGUUGAUCGUAUCCAUGAGUUGCGCGACAUCAUCCUCGACUAUGGUCGAGCCAUGCUGGCGAUGGCUAUCGACCUUCAUCGCAGUGACACACGACUCAACGUGAGGAAGUUCCGGCAGGAUCUUGAUUAUGACGUUCGGCUUGCGUACGGGCUUUCGGCCGAUGAGUGGGUGGACGACGAUAACCUGUCCCACAUGCCUUUUAUACCUUCUGUUACCUUCGUCUCUGAUACCCGGCCUGAUCUCAUUUUCCGGUUUGAGUCCUCGUCAUAA
Messenger RNA from Peniophora sp. CBMAI 1063, 3567 nucleotides. NCBI's taxonomy places the organism in Eukaryota, Fungi, Basidiomycota, Agaricomycetes, Russulales, Peniophoraceae. The record is from the annotation of a GenBank genome assembly.